Coniophora puteana RWD-64-598 SS2 is the source of this 1093-nucleotide messenger RNA. RefSeq lists its product as uncharacterized. The annotation marks the transcript as partial. The record is from RefSeq and is a predicted model, not a curated record. The transcript has 5 exons. Lineage: Eukaryota; Fungi; Basidiomycota; Agaricomycetes; Boletales; Coniophoraceae.
CGCACCAAGGAUCCCCGCGUCCGCAGAGCUGCUUUAACACUCUCCCGACUUCGUAAUGGUGAUCUCCGUCUCUAUUCCUUCUCCCGACUUUUCCCCAUAUCGCCCCUGUCCUCCCUACAGAUGCAGGAUAUACAGACCCGAACUCGUCGGUCGUGAACGCAUACUUGAUCGCGGAUAGCUCGGGUCCCGUCUUCCGGCGCACCCUCUCUCAUUCCAGGCACCUUGGGCAGCCCAACCAUGGCCAAGGCUUUGCUCUCACGCCGCCCGUCCGCACCUCGCGUUUAGCGAGCUCAUCCCCGCGUUUGAAGCACGCGCCAGGGUGUCCUGUUUGCGUCAGUGUGUACCGCUGUAUAUCUUGCACUCCCCGUACUAUUAUAGGCAGGCGUUUCGCAAGAUGUACAAUGAUGCUGCGUCUCUUUGACUGUUUGACCGCGGAUCGGUGCUGUUUCAUCGUUUUUAAACUAUCUUUCCACAAGUCGAAUCGGGAGGGUCGGUCUGCGUGUCUGACGCACACGCCGAUCCGACGUGUCGCGACAAGUCCUAUCUCGCUCGUGCGUAGCUAGCUUCUCAAAUACUGAAGUAGUAGGAUUACCUCAUGCCGGAGAUGUUUUGCUCCUCUGCGUCACAUGCUGCGCACGAGCCAUCUUAGAAACUGGGAGGCAGGUUAGGAGGUGGGUGUCGGUCGGUCGCCCUCCUUCGUUCCAGGGUAUUUUUCUCGUGCCCUCCCGCCAUCCCCAUCGAGCUCGUAUUUUUUCCUGCCUAGAUACGUCGAACUUUGUUGUUUCUGUUCCCGGUUUUUCUUCUUCUUUUUUUUCGCCCCCAUGUUAUACUUAUGUCGGGUUAUUCAUCAUAUAUUGUAGUCUGCUCCACGUAAUAUUCUCGAGCUCCCGGUCAGCCUGGGAGUCGCGGCGCUUCUACCUCUUGGUGGCGAACCAGCUACCAACUGCGACCCCGAUCACUCCCCCAUGGUAUCUUCAGUAUCCGGCUUAUAUCGCUCCCAUUCCCUUUCCACGUAUAGCCACCGUAGGGUUCCAUUGCUUGCCUCUAUUUCUGACUUUAAUGAUCGUCUCUUACAAAGGUGAUGUCGCGUUCA